UCUGUCGCAUGCCUUUACCGGUUAACUAUAUAAGCAAAUACGAAUGCUCACAGAACUAUCAGUCGACAAUUCGGUUAUCUCUCGUACAUUUGUAGCAACUGUUCAAACAAUUUCAAAAUGAUCCAAAAAACUGGAAUCAUCCUGCUGAUUGCAUCGUGUACUUUGGCCAUCCCUCAGCGAUACUAUCAGCAAAACGCCGCUCCUCUGCAGCGACGAGCUGCUUCACCCGGUGGACCAGAUGCUGAUGCAACUGUGAUUACCCAAGAGCAGCAGAUUAAUCCGGAUGGUUCGUACAGUCACGUGUUUGAAACUAGCAAUGGAAUUCGGGCAGCCGCCAGCAGUCAAGAUGGUGUGGCAGCUACGGGAGAAUUUUCUUACACAGCUCCGGAAGGCGAUAGGAUUCAGGUAACCUACGUUGCUGACCAGGGUGGAUUCCAGCCUCAAGGAUCUCACCUGCCAGUGGAACCUGCUGUGCCAGAUCACGUCAUCAAAAGUUUGGAAGAAAUCCGCGCCAAUCCUCCAAACGAUCCCAACUACAACGCUGCCUUCCUGGACGCCGUUCUAGCCAGAUUGAGAGGACUCCAGGGCUAGAUAGAAGGUUGGAAAUAAAUUUCCGACAAACAUAAGCAAAUGUAACAUUCCCCAAGUUUUGUAGCUCAAUUUCUCUGUUCUGUACAAACUUUGCCUUAAAUAGAUAAAUUGUUUUCCGCGC
This is a messenger RNA of Uranotaenia lowii, 712 nucleotides long. RefSeq names its product cuticle protein CP14.6-like. Bases 118 to 591 code for a protein of 157 amino acids. Gene Ontology annotation, cellular component: chitin-based extracellular matrix. Gene Ontology annotation, molecular function: structural constituent of chitin-based larval cuticle. The record is from RefSeq and is a predicted model, not a curated record. NCBI's taxonomy places the organism in Eukaryota, Metazoa, Arthropoda, Insecta, Diptera, Culicidae. The transcript has 2 exons.